This is a messenger RNA of Rotaria sp. Silwood2, 555 nucleotides long. Lineage: Eukaryota; Metazoa; Rotifera; Eurotatoria; Philodinida; Philodinidae. The record is from the annotation of a GenBank genome assembly.
AUGAAAAAACGAUGUUUACCAUCAAAUCAUCCUGAAUUAGCUGUAUCUUAUUGUAAUAUUGGUCUUGCUCAUUUAGCUUUAAAUCAUUAUGAUGAAGCACUUAUUUAUUAUAUGCGAGAUUUAUCGAUGAGUGAAAAAACACUUCCUUCAGAUCAUGCUGAAAUCGGUAUAACUCAUCAUAAUUUAGGUCAAGUUUAUCGAGCAAAAGAAAAAGGAAGUCAUUUAGCAUUGAAACAUUAUCAAAUGGCUAUUGAUAUUUAUAUGAAAAGUUUACCACGUCAACGUCCAUAUAUCGGCAGGUGGGAAAAUGCAUUUCAAUAUGCAGAAGAAGCUUUUCAUAUUCUUGAAGCAACACUUUCUGAAGAACAUCGACGACGUGCUAAGUCAGCAUAUAUUUUAGCAAAAGUUUAUAAGAAAAUGAAUCAAAAUAAUAAAGCAUUAGAAUAUGCAAAUAAAGUGUAUAAUAUUCAAUUGAAAACUCUUAAUAUCAAUCAUAAAGAAGUACAAAAAACAUUGGAAUUAAUUAAAAGUAUUGAAAUAAUAAAAAAUAUUUGA